Messenger RNA from Verruconis gallopava, 2913 nucleotides. RefSeq lists its product as uncharacterized. The transcript is spliced from 2 exons. The coding region runs from base 72 to 854 and encodes 260 amino acids. The record is from RefSeq and is a predicted model, not a curated record. NCBI's taxonomy places the organism in Eukaryota, Fungi, Ascomycota, Dothideomycetes, Venturiales, Sympoventuriaceae.
GGAGCAGCCGACUUGGCGCUAUUCGCACGCACCAGAGUUUCCUCUACGACAUGUAAAGCGAUGACAAUGACAUGAUGGCCGGAACGGAGAAUGUCACGCACGUUCGACGAAAUGAUCUCAGGUCCAAAUCUCCCAAGCCGGACGUAAAACUCCAGCAGCUAUUUCUUGACCGCGUACCGGUCACCUACGAGUAUACAGAUAUAGCGCAACCUCGGGAAGACACAAAGAGUGAAGAUGGAGGUCAGAAAGAAGUCGAAGAGCUUGAAUUCAGGCUAUUUGCAUCAACAACAGAGUCUCAAAUGCCCGUGAUUCGCAUCCGACUACAUUCGCCUGCGUGCAAGGAAGAGUCGGCCAAUCUCGCCCGCGGUCGUCCAAAGAGCUAUUACUUUAAAGGCCAACCAUCGGUCAAGGAGCAGGCGCAGCUGAAUAGCGUCGCGCUUUCUGGGGAACAAGUAAUAGAGAUGUCCAAGAUGCCCUGUCCCGGACUUAACCUGCCGUGCCGAGUGAUAAAGCUUCAAACGCUCUCGACAUCACAUGCUACAGAUGCGCUAAGUAAAGACACUGAUGGAAUCAAGACCUGGCAAGGUGAGAUAAGCACAGUGUUCGAUAAGAAGAGGCGGAAGCGACCUGGCAAGAAGUCGAGGGUUGCUGUACGGAAAAAAUUGCAAAAGGAGGCGGAGCGUGUUCGGCUGGCGCGCAUCGCGGAGAUUGACAAAGAGCUAGCAGAACGCAUGAAAAAGUCGAAGAAAAAUCGAGACAAGAAGCUAAGACAGCGAGCGAAAGAGAAGGAAAGGAAAGCCGCAGCACGUGCGCAGCAAACAAGUGGAAAAGACAACGGCGAUGUCAAUGAUUGAACUGUCAGAUUCAGGCGAUAUUACUGAUGAUCCAUUCGAUGUGAAUCUGAUGAUCCGAUGGUUUGAUGCUGAUGAGAAGCGCCCGAGGCGGAAGGUGUCUGCUUCGCAACAUUCGGUCAUUUGUUGAUCCGGAUCAGAGUUCCAGCUAGUAGCUCGACUCUCGUUAUCAUUUUGUCGACUAUUGACGGUUCUCUGUCUACGAUAUUGCGUAAUAUUAUCAAACGAUACUGAGGAUACAGAUAGAAAGUAGGUGAAGGCACAAGACGCAUGCUUUCAAAUGUGUCACAAAAAGUCGUGCAGGCCUAAAAGACAUUUCAAACCAUCCCAGAAUGACAAAUUCUCGCUCCGCUGUCGACUCAAGUCCAUGGUUUCAUACACUGGAAGAGCUCCGCAAUUUUAGAAGAGCAGCAACGGAGAAAACAAUCUACACCGCAGCGUCAGCUAAAGUGCUCCGGCAGUCCUCUGCACUAUUCCACCUGCGCGUUCUACAUAUCGAACCUGAGGACAACCCAGAUCAACUUCUUCGCCUGCACAUUGUUUUACAUGAAGCGCAAACGCAGAAGAUCGGGAACUCAGGGCUGGCGCCUUGGUUUUCGUUGACUCGAAGACGUCAAACAGUGAAAGGUUCAAUCAGGCAAUUUGGGUUAUACAGCGGCAUGUACGAGCCCCAUUAUUGGGUGUGUUAAGAGGCAAUGGCUAUCUUUGUGGCCCUGUGGCACUCAUUCGGGGAGUUACAGAUCCAGGCAGUUCCUCCAACGCUGUUCUUCGGCCGCAAAUUACUAUUGAGAAUUUGAGGAGACAACUUCAAUUCUCUGGACACGUAUGGCAUGAAUGUCACUCGACCUCAUUCCUGAUCAACAUGAGGAAGGAUAUUGCAUAGUGGCAACUGAGCUUUGGGAGCACUCUGCUGAAAGCUGUUGGAAUAUCUGCAGGCUUGUCGAUGGAUCGUGGAUCUCUGCGAAUUUGCUCAACUUUAGCUAACGUGACGGCUACCCGUGAGUUCCUUCUACAAAUGGGAUCACUGAAAGUGCCAGUAGCUUUCAUAGAUACAUAUAUGCUCGGCAUCUACAGCCACCUGGCAAUUGAUCAUCCGCAAGCGCCGAGAUAUCACGCUCGAGCUACCACCUUAGAAAAAUUUACGGCGAUAUUUCUAUGUCUACCGCCAGAAGCCGUUUACGAGCCGCUUAUGAAGGAAAACAUGAUGAUCUUGCUAUUGAGGCCCAUCACCUAGCCGCGGCCCAUGGGCACACUUUAGACGACACAGUCGGUUGAGCAUGUCAGUAAAGACCUUCGACUCUCGAGAGCACGCUAGUGGGCCAAGCGAAUCUUCGAUCGCAAUGAAAUUGCUGCAGAAAAUUGUGAGCGCGACGUUUCCCGUCAUCUGCUCAACAUGGCUCUGAAAAUAAAUGCGCCUGUUAACUUUGGAUUCUCCUUAUUUCCAAAGGUUUUCCUGGAUUUCGGUCGUGAUACGAGUCUGCUCCUGGCACUGAGCUGUGAAAUCGACCUUGACGUGCCUAGAUUUCGUGUCCACACCGCCCCCCAUGAACGCCCAACUCGUCUAUAUUCUUGUCUCCCAAAGCGCGAGCAUGUUGGUGCAGCGGCUGAAUAAUGAGCGGAAUCGCCCCAUUCAAAGGCCAUUACCUGUGGGAGAUGACCGGAGAAUUGGAUGAUUGAUAGCCGGGCAUUGCCUUUAUCUCGUGAAGGCACUAAGAAAGCAAGUCGGGGCUGUUUUUACGUCGAAGAUUUAUUCGAAGCUGAAGAAAGAAGAGCAAGAACUGCUCAAAGUUAUUUAUUGGAAGCUUCUCAAUGGGGAUAUGAGUUGUAUGUCAACUGCUGCCUUUGGUUCUACGCCAGGACAGUGGUGGAAAUAAAAAAAAUUCCAAAGGGAAGAGUAGGGUCUGUUUCCAUCAAGAUCUGAGUUGAAUAUCAUGGGCCAAGCCAAGGUUCUAGAAAGAUUGUAAACGUUUUCCCGGGCAUGUCUCAGGAUAACCUAAGAUCUCACAAUGACGAUGUAUCCUACUCCCCUUUCAAGCAAGAAAAUUUGACGCCACAAUCGGAU